Molecule: messenger RNA, 2820 nt
Organism: Colletotrichum karsti
Lineage: Eukaryota; Fungi; Ascomycota; Sordariomycetes; Glomerellales; Glomerellaceae
Product: subtilisin-like protease
Exons: 2
Coding region: 1-2820 (939 amino acids)
Biological process (GO): proteolysis
Cellular component (GO): cell wall; membrane
Molecular function (GO): serine-type endopeptidase activity
Source: RefSeq, a predicted model, not a curated record
AUGCGUCUCGUCACUCGUUUUACUGCCGCAGCGGCGUAUUGCCUAUCACUAGCGGCGUCUCAAGCAGUGCCCAAGACGUACUUCGUCGAACUCUCAAAGGAUGCGAUAGCCGAUGGGUCAAGCGUCAGUCCCGAAACCCUGGUUGCAAAGGCUGCUGAGAUCUCGGUGCCUGUGAAGGUGCGGUUCGAAUUUCUCGACAAAAGCGUGUACUACGGCGUGUCGGUUUCACUCGAAGACGACAUUGAUGCCGAGAAACUCCGGUCUCUCCCAGGAGUUGAGAACGUCACACCGGUACAGCGAGUGGAACAUCCUCAUAGGCCCUUCGGCAACAAUUCACCGCAAGAUGGCGGUAAACUCGAGCUUGCGGCACGCGACUCGAGGCCAAGCAAGUUCCCGAAAAGAUCUGUCUUUCCCCGCGCCCCGGACUUUGACUGGAACAGCCCGCACGUUAUGACCGGCGUCGAUAAGGUCCAUGCAAAGGGCAUUCGGGGCGAAGGCAUGCGCAUCUCCGUCAUCGAUACGGGAAUCGACUGGAAACACCCUGCCCUUGGUGGCUGCUUCGGAAAGGGCUGCAAGGUCGAGUUUGGGUAUGACUUCGUCGGCGACGAAUACGGAGGAGACGGCGGCUUCAUCAUGAACCCAAGCCCAGACCCGAGGCCCGGUUGCUACGAGGGCUUCCACGGCACCCAUGUUUCCGGCAUUAUCGGCAUGGACGUGCCCUCGAACUCUUCGAUGUUUUCCGGGCUCGUUGGAGUUGCUCCGCAGGCGACCUUGGGCCACUACCGCGUCUUCGGCUGCUCUGGUUACGCAUCAGAUGAUGCUAUCAUCGCUGCUAUGCAAAGAUCCGUCGAAGAGGGUGCUGAUGUGGUCAGUAUCUCCAUCGGAGGAUUCGGCACGUGGUCCGGAUACCCGAACUCCCCCAUGUCCGCCGCGUCUGCUGCCCUGAAAGCCAAGGGAGUCGCCGUCAUCGCCGCCGGUGGAAACUCCGGCACUCUGGGCAUGUUCUCCAUGAACAUCCCCGGCGGGUCGGAUGAUGCUUUCGGUGUUGCGUCGGUGGAGAAUGCCAAGUUCCCGACCUAUCCGAUCCAAGACUCCAACGGUGCGGAGUUUCGGUAUGGAGCUCUUUAUCCCUUUCCGGAGGGAGAAUACCCGGUUGUCUGGGCCGGCAGAAACACAUCCAACUACAACUUCGGCUGCUCAGCGUCCGACUACCCUCCGGCCUCUAGCCUCUCGGAGCCUAUUUCCAACUACAUCCUCGCCGUGAAGAGGGGCUACUCCUGUUCGCCAACGCAGGUUCAGCAACAUGCUGUUGCAGCCAACUAUACAAGGGUCAUCACAUACCCGGAUAGUACUGUAGAUGACAUUUUUAUCGAAGGCCACGCUGCCCCGACACCAACUUUGACAGCCGAUGGAUCCGUCUUUCCCAUGGGCAGCAUUAUCGACAAGCAGUUCUCUAGCACAGCGAGCAACUCGGAAUCUUACAAGCUCCUCGUGUCAUCUCAGUCACCUCUGUUGGUGGACCAGCCUGGCGGAGGUUCCCCGAACAACUUCAGCAGCAUUGGCCCCAAUGCCGACUUCGCCUUCAAGCCCGAGAUAGCUGCUCCGGGUGGAAUGAUCCUGGCCACGUUCCCUCUCAUGGAGGACAGCGGCGGCUUCGGUAUUAUGAGUGGGACGUCCAUGGCGACCCCGUACAUGUCUGGUGUUUAUGCGCUUGUGAAAUCGCAAUUUCCUUCUCUGUCCGUGGACGAAAUCUUCGAACUCAUGCAGACGACGGCCACACAGAUCAAGAUGGCUAAUUUCGACGUGAUAUCGCCCACCAUUCAGCAAGGAGCUGGCCUUGUCCAGGCUUACGACGCAAUCUUUUCCAAGUCAAUCAUCAAGCCCGGAGAAUUCAAGAUCGUGGAUGCUUUGGAGUUUACUUUCACCAUCGACAACCCAUCCGAUAGCGAGGUUACCUACAGCCUCACAAACAACCCCGCCAGCGGUGCUGCUUCCUUCGUAGAAGGCCCGAGCCGGGCCUCCGAGGUUGCUUUCUUCCCCCAGUCGUUUUCGGCCGAGAUCAAGUUUACGGACGGCGAAGAGAUCACCAUCCCCGCCGGUGGAUCUCAGAACGUGACCUUUGACGUCGUUCUGCCAGCUGCGGUGGACGCCAGCUUAAUCCCGAUCUUCUCUGGUUAUAUCGGCGUCGCUUCAUCACUUAACGAGAGCUUCACCAUUCCGUACAUGGGACCUGCGUACAACUACAGCAGCUCUCCCGUCAUCGGGUUGAAACCUCUGACGGAAGAGCAACGGGCCAACGCUCUUAGCCCAGCCCGCGAUCCCCUCUCGGCUCCGCAGGUAUUCGGAAACAGCGACAAGGUCGACAUCGGAAACUACCGCUCGUUCAAGAACUUCCAGUACCCCGAUUACCCUGUUGCGUACUUCACGUCGCUGCAGCCGGUGCGUUACUUCCGUCUGGACGUUGUGUCUGCCAGCACCAACUUCACGCCCACCUGGUACGGUUUCGACCCGGACGUCAAGUUGGAUAACCUCACGGAGACGUCUAUGGUGUCAAAUGGGACUGUUGGUGGGCUCGCCAUUCUUGGUUCCGUGGAGGUUCAACAAGGAUGGCUCCCACGAACAAACUAUCAGGCCACUUGGUCCUACAGCAUCCUCGAUAUUACGGCCUCGAAAGGGCUGGGGCUGAAGAAGGGGUCUUAUCGGAUCCUACUCAGAUGGCUGAAGUUUUUCAAGGACGAAAAUGACCCGGACUCCUGGGAUAGCUGGAUGAGCGGCGUCAUUGAUGUCCUGGAGGAUGCCUUUGAGCCAACACCGCCUUAG